Molecule: messenger RNA, 1880 nt
Organism: Poecilia reticulata (guppy)
Lineage: Eukaryota; Metazoa; Chordata; Actinopteri; Cyprinodontiformes; Poeciliidae
Product: ly6/PLAUR domain-containing protein 1-like
Biological process (GO): acetylcholine receptor signaling pathway
Molecular function (GO): acetylcholine receptor inhibitor activity
Source: RefSeq, a predicted model, not a curated record
UGCGGUGGAUGCUGCUGCGCUCCAGCUUCUUCCUCUCCAGUCGCUCUGAGCGCAACAACCUGUGCGGAGCUCCGUCCCUCCCUCCUCCACCUCAUCCCUCCAUCAUCCCUCCAUCAUCCCCAGAGGGGGAGAGGAUGAGCCGGCGGACCGACCCCUGCUCCUGCCGCUGAUUCCCUCCCGCUCUCAUGGUUCUCCUCCGGGCUGCAGGCAGAGGAUGCGGCUGCUCGUUUUCGCCACUUUACUGGGACUCUUCCUGGACGCAGGUGACGGCCUCCAGAUCCAGUGCUACCAGUGUGAGGGUGUCAACUACGACUGCUCCACGCCCGAGUUCAUCGUUAACUGCACAGUCAACGUCCAGGACAUGUGCCAGAAGGAGGUUCUGGUCAAACCUGACGGAACCCACUACAGGAAGUCGUGCGCGUCGUCGUCGGCCUGCCUCAUCACCUCCUCCGGCUACCAGCAGUUCUGCACCGGCCGGCUCAACUCGGUGUGCAUCAGCUGCUGCAGCACGCCGCUCUGCAACGGCGUCAAGAAGAAGAGACCCGUCCUGUCGGCCGCCGCCUCCAGCAGGCGGGCCCUGCUCUUCCUCACGCCGCCCAUGCUGCUCCACCUGACGUAGACGGGCCUCGGACUGAACCAGACGGGGCAGACGUAACUCUUUUUCUGGUUUGUUGCUCACGAGAGCAAAAACAAAAAAAGGAGCCUAAUGUAUCCCCUCGGUUWUUUUGUGUUAAUUAUUACGCAUAGAAAUCAUUGCAUCARCUCCUGUGAAGCACGGUGGUGACAGGGUGAUCCUGGGGGCCUGUUGGAUCCACAAUCAUGUUAGUGCUACCAGCUUUUGAAUCAGAUAUCUAAAGAAAAASCGGCUAAAAGCUUUGAUCCCUAGAAACCCAGCCGCUGUUUCUGCUUCAGGAGGUAAGAAGAAAAGCACGGCGGUGGCAGGGUGGUGAUACGGGCUUGUUAUAUAUACCUGGGGCUGUUAUUUGUCCAUCCAGGGUGGAACGAAGUUAACUUGUGAUUGUUUUAAAAUCUGAAUGCUGACGUUCUGUUCCAGGUGAGUCCCAGGGUCUGACCGGUGAACGGGUUUGGACUCUGGUUCCCAGUCCCCAGUCGCCGGCGUCGCUUUUCGUGAAGUGGAGUGUAAUCGGCAUAAACUUUGGAUCAUUUCAGGCUUUUAUUUUAUGCUYUUAUAGUUUGAAACAGCCUGUGGAGUUGRUUUUGUGUUAAUAUAGUCAUUUCUCAGAAUUACMCUUUAUUUAUAUUUACAUAUAUAUAUUUACCCACUGCCAGGUGAUAUUUUAUUCUUCUUUCAUUGCAGGAAGUAUAAAGGAACCAAAAUGCAUCUGUUUAAGUUGCUGUCUAUUAAUCUACAGUCACAUAAUCGAGCUAUUUCUUUAAAAAUAAUUAGGACAAAUYUUUUGUGGGGCAUUUAGAUGUCUAAGACAUGAAUUAUUAUUAUUAUUAUUAUUUCAACGACAGCGCAGCAUUACAACGAGUGAAAAACAAUAAAUACGCCUCACAGCUUCAAAUUGAACCUGCAUGUUCUCUGGACUCCUUAAACUUCAAAAAACGUCAAAUUCAAGAGGAACAAUUUAAAAAAAUAAGCACUUUCAAUCUUUGUCAUUAUUUSCCCAGCGCCUUACAUUUCCACCUCACUCUGCAGGGUUUGAAUGUGUUUGUGCUCGACGCGCCGUGGACAAUAAAGUGUCAGAUGUUAUUUAUUUAUUUGAGACCGAUUCGACCGUCUGUUUUUACAGUGCUCUAGUUAUGGUAGAGGAGGGACGUCCAUGGCUUCUUCUAAAGAGUCUUCUGUGAAGAGUAACGCUGUAUUCUGCUGAUAUGUGGUUUCAAUAAAUGUUGCAGAAAAAUCGGCUCUUAAA